UGAAGUGAGAGGGGAGACACCGUUCUACUGUGGGUGUCCCGCUGCCCUUGGCACAGGCCGCCCGCUGCAGCCUUUGCCGUCUUGUGUAGAGAGGCCUGAGGAGAAGCGAAUAGCAUUGGCCAUGCACAGCCUCGGCUAACCGUGAUCGCUGUGGAGCGCAGCAGAGAGAGAAAGAUUCCCCGGGGGAUCAGCAGCCCAGGGAGCGUGUGAGGUGUUGGGGGAUGUAGGGCUCUCCCACUGGUUUGGGGCGCCGAUUGGGAUUUUGGUCUCUAGGUGAGCUAAUACUGUCCCUUGAACCCCUGCCUGCCCCUCGUCUAUGGCCAUCAUGGUCCCUCUUCUCUUUGGCAGCAGUAGCCUCGGAGCAGUGAUGUGCCUGAUGAUGAGCAGGAUGAAGUUAGAAAUGACUCCGCUGUUUUUUCUCUUUGCUCCCCUGCAAACCAGCACUGUGUUGUCUGUAGUUGAUUUUGUUGUUGUUAGCAGAGAAAUGUCAUACCUGCCAGGAUGUGCACUCCUCCUUUGCACUCUUUUCUCUGCUCUCCACCAAGUGUAAUAAUCCUAAAGGGGAAAAAAAAAAAAAGAGGCAACAUAGCAAUAGUGGAAAGCUGAGAAUAAUAAUCAGUAGAGUCAUGAAUCUGGCUGGGGUAAAACGCAGUUUGUAAUUUCAGCUUCUUUUUUUUUGUAAGCAGAGCAAAAGUACCCCCCCAUGGAUUGGGCUUGUGCCAGUUGCUUUUUAUUGUACACAUAAAUUGUGAUAAGAUUUGUUGGGCUUUUUUUGGUUUCUUUUUCACUCUUACCCACUUAUUCCUGCGGCUAAACUGUUCAAAUUUUGCCUUCAAAAUUCUUAGGGUUUUUUUUCUUUGGUUUAUUGUAAAACUUGUCCAGCCAUGGCUGAACAACUACUUAGUUGGUUUCUUGACCCCUCCGAUACGACAUUCUCGUAAAACACUGCCUGAGGUGCGGUUUUGGGUUACAUUAGCGUUUUAUCUGUUCAGUCGUAUUUAGCAGGAAUAAAACGACUUGUUUCUGUUGUACUUGAGUCUUAACGAGAAAAGGUGCCCAUAGUUUAGUGACAGUUCCAAAGGCUUUAGUACCACCUGUAUUACAAAAUGGGGGACCCAAACUCCCGGAAGAAACAAGCUAUGAACAGACUUCGUGCUCAGCUUAGAAAGAAAAAAGAAUCUUUAGCUGACCAGUUUGACUUCAAGAUGUACAUUGCCUUUGUGUUCAAAGACAAGAAGAAGAAGUCAGCGCUUUUUGAAGUGUCUGAGGUGAUACCAGUCAUGACCAAUAAUUACGAAGAAAAUAUCCUGAAGGGCGUGCGGGAUUCCAGCUAUUCUUUGGAAAGUUCCUUAGAGCUUCUGCAGAAGGAUGUGGUACAGCUCCACGCACCCCGCUACCAGUCUAUGCGCAGGGAUGUGAUUGGCUGUACGCAGGAGAUGGACUUCAUUCUUUGGCCUCGCAAUGAUAUUGAGAAGAUAGUCUGUCUCCUGUUCUCUCGGUGGAAGGGAUCUGAUGAACCCUUUAGGCCUGUUCAGGCCAAGUUUGAAUUUCAUCAUGGUGACUAUGAAAAACAGUUUCUGCAUGUUCUGAGCCGAAAGGACAAGACUGGAAUUGUUGUCAACAACCCUAACCAGUCAGUGUUUCUCUUCAUUGACAGACAGCACUUGCAGACUCCAAAAAACAAAGCUACAAUCUUCAAGUUAUGCAGCAUCUGCCUGUACCUGCCACAGGAGCAGCUCACUCACUGGACGGUUGGUACCAUAGAGGAUCACCUCUGUCCUUACAUGCCAGAGUAAGGUACUGGCCAGCAAAAUGGGGAAGAUCACAGAAUGCAGCAGUGGAUUUUCACUUUCCUCACCACUUUAUUCUUUCAGAAGUUAGAAGAAAACGGACUCAUGUUCAGAACACUAUACAUUGUGAAACUUGAUCAUCCUGGAUUUUUUUUUUUAUCAUUUAUAUCUCAGAACUUUACAAUUUUUUUUUUAGAUGUUUUCUGCAUGGACCUUGUGAAAGAGAAGAUGCUCUGCACACCUCUGUACUGCAUCAGCAUCUUACUAAAAUGUGAAAUGAAGGGACUGUACACUGAAACAAAUGUAUCAGAAAGCACAAGGUGAUCAUUUUUGGUGGUGUUCCCAUUUGUGCUGGUCAUGCCCCCUAACACCUGUAAUGUUAACCAUCAGUAUUUGGAGGGUGAGAAGUGAAUGUAACGGGUAUAAAAGCCUUACAGCUUUGCUGUUAAUGAUUGUAUCAGAGCACUAUCACUCUUUUUAAUGAUCAGGAAAGUGGCUAUUAUGAUAGGAAGUAAAUGUGGGAAAGAAAUCUUUCUUUAAAGAAAAAAAGCAUCUCAUUAAAUGUGCUGGCAUUUUUUUGCCUGUGUUUAUUUUGCUGGGCCAUGUCUAGGUUUACUGGCACUUUUGUUUUGGAUCUCUUUCCCCAAGUUGCUGUAUAACUGUAUGAAAGUAUUCUUUUGAGUUGGAUGCAUUUAUGCAGAUCAGGCAGACCUGGAGUCUGAAGUUGCUAAAGCAGCUAAAAAAUAAAGUAAAAUAAUAGCUGCAGAAAAUGUUGGCAGAGGAUUAUUUUUUUUUCUUGAGAGUUGAGACUUGUAAACUUGCAGGUGAACUGUGCAGGAAAUACUGGUUUCUAAAACAUUUCUUAUGGAAAACCCAUUGAGGUUUGUUUUUUCUUUGAAACAGACAUUAUAAAACAAUGUAAAAUAGUGUUUGGAGUGUCAAAAGUUGGUUCUGACAGAACAUUUUAAGAUUGUGCAAUGAUAAAAGGAAGACUACUGUAUAGUUUUGAUGACAAAGAAGGCUCUGCUUAAGGGUUGAGCACUUUUUACUGGAGUAAAACUGCAUAAGCCUGCUCCCUUUGGAUAAAACUAGUGCUUACCUGUUUAAAACUUGUAUUUAGCUUUUGUUUGGAAUUGGAAAAAAUUGGGACUUAAAUAAAUUAGGUGAAAGAUGA
Messenger RNA from Dryobates pubescens (Downy woodpecker), 2964 nucleotides. RefSeq names its product chromosome 9 C6orf62 homolog (gene C9H6orf62). The transcript is spliced from 5 exons. NCBI's taxonomy places the organism in Eukaryota, Metazoa, Chordata, Aves, Piciformes, Picidae. The coding region runs from base 1107 to 1796 and encodes 229 amino acids. The record is from RefSeq and is a predicted model, not a curated record.